This is a messenger RNA of Protopolystoma xenopodis, 417 nucleotides long. Lineage: Eukaryota; Metazoa; Platyhelminthes; Monogenea; Polystomatidea; Polystomatidae. The record is from the annotation of a GenBank genome assembly.
AUGCUCAUAUACACACAUGUACGUGUGCCAGAAGACAUACACAAGCCUCGCCCAUUCGCGUGUCCCACUCUCGCCAGACCUAUUUCGCAGCCGCCCCACGACGAGCCACUCCGUCGCACCGCUUGCCCCCCAAUCGAGCACCUGCCUCCACCGCCUCAAGUCUGGACUGGUGCUCACCAUUCUGCUUGCAUCGUGGACAGACAGUUCAGAGCUCGACUCCACGAUCGCCUCGUACAUGAUGCCGACAGCCAGCAGAUGGUCACCGCCUCGUACAGCUCGUUCGCGUUCCGCUCACUUGUCCGACGGUUACAUGAGUCCCCUUCCCCACCCACUCCUCCCAUGCUCAUGCCCCCUCUCGCCGCUCCCCUCGUCCCACACACACACACAUACACACAUCGCCUCUGUCAGACUCGUUAG